AAUACGCACGUGAUACACUGACCGUAUGCACUGCUCUGCACAGUACCGUACAACAUUGACGUGCCAGUGCGGAAUAGAGCAGUGGCUGAGUACAAUUGUGAUGCUAGGUGGUGGUUUGUAAUUAUUUUGGUAUUCUAGGGGCCAUUUUGCAAAGUAAAUAUUUUGGAAGCAAGUUAUCGGGCGAAGGUUUACCAGAAGACUUUUGUAUCCAGACAAUCACUAUUCAAUGUGAGGUUAUGUGAUUGAAUUUGUUUUGCCCAUAAGCAAGCGUCGCAAUUCAGGAAUACACGGAUCGCAAUGGAUUCGUGGAGUGAUGACGAUGACUGGUUCUACGAAUCCAUAAAACGGUACGAUUUACUACUCAUGUUCGAUUUUUCGUCACCCGUCAAAUUUAUUGAAUUCAACGAUUUGGAUAGCGUUUGUCUGAUAUUUGAAGAGGAAAACUGUCGGAAUGAAUUGUCAUGCUUUUCGCUUCCCAAGAAGUUGACUGUAUUGAGAGAACAUGAAGGUCUGGAAAAAGAUUCUGAUUUUCGCCUUCUUAGUGGCGGAUUUUCUCAGAAAUCUGUAAUCCAAGUAAAAAUACUUAAAGGCACCAACACAAUGCUAGCUUCAGAAAAAGAUCUCUGUGGAUUGAGUGUUUAUAAAAUUCCUUCUGAAAAUUCAGGUAUCAUUCAUCAUACAAACACAAUUCACAAUGAGCUUUUAUCUCCAAAACUGUCUCAUAAUAAAUUGGAUUCUUUAGCUAUGGCAGACACAAAUAAAAAGAAUGUUGUUCUUCUUGACACAAAGGGAUUUGUUGUCAAAGGAAAAAUUAAAACUGAGGAGUAUGAGGAAGAGAGCGUAAUUAUUCCAGAAUUUGUUUCACCUCAUUCAUUAGGACUCUGCAAUACAGAAACUGGUUCUGUUAGUAUUUAUGAUACCCGCUGUGCCACAAAAUGCAGCAUGUUGCACUCAGCUCAACCAUUUCCGAAAACUCAAUGGACACUGUCUUCCAGUUUUCUCAGCACUUCCCAUAUAGCCGACAGUACUGAUGAAACAAAGCUGGGUCUUCUGUCUACAAGUGGCAUCAUAAGUGUACUUGACACUCGCAAUCCUCAACACACCCUAAGCUGUGAAAAAGGGAAAGAUAUAUGCAGUCGUUCAGCUAAAAGAAACAUACCAAAAAUCCAAUUCUGUCCUUCAAAGUUUCCCUUGUUAUCCAUUUCAGGUUUUAAUCCAAAUAUUUACAUUUAUGAUUUUUCCUCAGAGAACAUGAAAAAUAUAUUUGUCCACGAUGGUCAUCACAGAAGUAGCUCCACAUGUGAGAACAUUACUACUGAUCAUGUUUGGUACAAAAAUUCUGUUAUGUCAGCUUGUGACAACUUAAGUGUACAUUGCUGGGAGUACACAAGAUAGAACUGAAAUUGUUUAACUCCAACUGGUAUUUAAAAAGGAAACAUCGGAUGAAGUAAAGUGAAUUAUUCACACAGUAAAAAAAUUAAAUUCAAAUGACAAUUUCAGUAUUUCACAAAGAAUAAUGUUGCAUUCUUUUGAAUGAAGCUUGCACAUGUAUUGUUAAAAUAAAAUAAUACAUAAAAAGGAA
Messenger RNA from Gryllus bimaculatus (two-spotted cricket), 1582 nucleotides. The record is from the annotation of a GenBank genome assembly. Lineage: Eukaryota; Metazoa; Arthropoda; Insecta; Orthoptera; Gryllidae.